Molecule: messenger RNA, 1856 nt
Organism: Amyelois transitella
Lineage: Eukaryota; Metazoa; Arthropoda; Insecta; Lepidoptera; Pyralidae
Product: BTB/POZ domain-containing protein KCTD9
Exons: 6
Coding region: 98-1312 (404 amino acids)
Biological process (GO): protein homooligomerization
Molecular function (GO): protein binding
Source: RefSeq, a predicted model, not a curated record
CAGUCUAUUUAUUCAGCACAUUAUUCAGCGAAACUUCUUUUUAGAAAAUAUAAUAUUAUUGAUUUAAAUUAAAUAGUCUGGGAAGCACGGGAACGGGAUGAAACGAGCAUAUGUGUACAGAAACAAAGAAGAACAAGAUGGUAAAGUUUUAGCGGUGGAUAACUCGAUUGAGGAGUUCAAAGCAGAAAUAUCUAAACACUUUCAACAGCCCUAUGAAAAUAUUAAGUUAUUUUCCUCAAACGGUUGUGAAAUCACUGAUGCCAGAGUCAUAAGAGACGAAGAGAGAAUAUACUUGAGUUUAGACAGUAGAAGUGUUACAAAAAGCUGUGAUACAAUAGAAAAAUCAAUAGCGAAUUUGAACGUCGGCGAUGGAGAUUCGCGAUCAGUUUCAGAUUGGAUUACGCUAAACGUUGGCGGGAAACACUUCACAACAUCCAGGUCUACGAUCCUGGCCAAAGAACCUCUUUCAAUGCUAGCUAGAAUGUUUGCUGAUGACAAUAAUGUGUAUUUAAUGACUCCAAGUGCCACGGAUGAGAAAGGCGCGUAUUUGAUUGAUAGAAGUCCGGAAUAUUUCGAUCCUAUUUUGAAUUAUUUGAGGCAUGGUGAAGUUAUAUUUGAUAAUAAUGUGAACCCUAGAGGUGUCCUAGAAGAAGCAGUAUUUUAUGGCAUAGAGUCUAUGGUGCCACAACUGCAUCAACUCAUUGAGGAGUCUAAAUGUAGCCUUGGCAAGAACCAGGCUCUGACAAGGAUGGACGUAGUCCGCUCAAUCAUCAUGACUUCUCACAGUACCGAGUUAAGGUUCCAGGGUGUAAAUCUGGCUGGCGCAGAUUUGAAUAGACUGGAUUUGAGGAAUAUUAACUUCAAGUAUGCCUGUUUAUCCAGAUGCAACUUAAGCGGUGCGAAUCUAUCUCACUGUUGCUUGGAGAGAGCGGACCUGUCGCAUGCCAACUUGGAAGGUGCUCAACUACCAGGCGUUAAAGCCUUGUGUGCUAAUAUGGAAGGUGCAAAUUUGAAGGGAUGUAACAUGGAAGACCCUUCAGGGUCGAGGGCUGUGAUGGAAGGCGUCAAUUUAAAAGGUGCUAAUUUAGAGGGCAGUAAUAUGCCCGGUGUCAAUUUGAGGGUGGCAACACUGAAGAAUGCCAACCUUCAAAAUUGUGAUCUCAGAAGUGCUGUUUUAGCGGGAGCGGAUUUAGAGUGUUGCGACCUCUCAGGAAGCGAUCUCCACGAAGCCAAUUUGCGUGGCGCCAAUCUGAAGGACGCCGCGUUCGAACUCAUGUUGACUCCGCUCCACAUGUCCCAGACUAUUAGAUAAAUUAGCUUUAUAUUCAAUCGUGGGUAACACUAGUUAUUCGCCAAAUGGCUGAAAUUGUGUAGUGGGCGAAGGUUUUCUAUGAAGAUGGGAGUAACGUUUCUCCAAGCGGCUGAACCGAUAUAUUUCAUAUCUUUGCCAUGAACUUGCAACCCAAAAAAUUGGAUAUGUUUUGGGUUAGCACGCUUUACAGGCCGUAACAAAAAAAGAAUCAUGGUUUUUUCGAGACUCUUGGCUCUAUCUACUCCCUCUUUUUAAUUGAAAGGCUAUUUUAACCCUUUCGCUGCGACAUAUGGAUGUAUAAAGGACAGGUACCCAUCACCCACCUUCUCACGGGAAGUGGUCCAAAAUAUUUGAGUAAAAUUUGAUCUUUAAAAUUGCUCCGGAGCUGUUUACGCUCUUUUAGUUACAACCUUAAAGAUGUCGUUUCUUGCCGCCUUUUUAUAUGCAGUGUAUUUGCAUUAAAAUAUGUAUAACUUUAUAUUUAAAUGCCUACAUAUUUGUUAUUCUUAAACUGUAUUUAAUACGGACUCGAUAAAAAUGUGUA